AUGUCAGCAGACUCCAUCACUUCCAAGGAGACACAGCACGAUCCCGGCUCUGAUGUCCCCUCAGCAUCGAUGCAUUCCUACCAAGAAGAGCAGCCUCCAGCCUACUCUGAAGCCCCACCAGUGUACAAACCACCUCAAAUCUCUCGUUAUGAGUCUUUCCAUGACAUAAACCCACAGAUAUCAUCAGAAACGACUCCGCUGGUGUCCUCAUCUUCCUUUGAUGACGAGAUAGUGAGGAAAGGGUUUAUUAGAAAGGUUUUUAGCAUCGUGACGCUCCAGCUGCUGUUCACCUUCACUGUAGUGUGCGUGUUCACCUUCUCCAGCGUGGUCAAAGAGGCAGUGCAAUCAAACAUUUGGGUCUAUCUCAGUUCCUUCAUCGUCUUCGUUGUGGUCGCCAUCGCCCUCAGUUGCUGCAAGUCCUUCAGCCAGCAUCACCCGUGGAACAUUGUGGCACUGUUUGUUGUCACCGUGAGCAUGUCAUACAUGACGGGGACCAUCGCCUCCUUUCACAACACCACUGCUGUGAUCCUGGCUAUGGGAGUAACGCUGGCCAUUUCUAUCUCAAUCAUCGCUUUUUCAGCGCAGACUCGCUAUGAUUUUACUUAUUGCAACAGUGCUUUGUUGAUUCUGGUCGUGGACGUCGCCAUGUUUGGGAUAUUUUGCACAUUCUACUACAGCUACAUUGCUGAAGUUAUCUAUGGAUGUCUGGGAGCUCUGUUGUUUUCAUUGUACCUGGUGAUCGACUGUCAGCUGGUGAUGGGGAGGAUGGCCUACAGUGCAGAUCCAGAAGAUUACAUCAACGCUGCUCUCAGAAUCUACCUAGAUGUAGUCCUAAUUUUCCUCUACAUCCUGGGGAGGAGGUGAAACUGCAUAUACAAAACAAACGGACACUUCAGACUGUGGAUUAAAAUGUCCUCUAUCAUUAUGUGCUGUAUAUAAUCUCCUCGCAUCAUGUCACACACAAAAAAAAAAAUCUGUUUGCAUAGAAUCUCGUCUUUGUCUCAGAUUUAAAUCCAUUAAAAAUCAAACAAAAAAAAACACCACACUUUAUGUUGAGUCAUUUAUUUUUAUUCCCACUCUUCAAAAUUUAAAAACCUUCAUCCUCAUAACAGAUCCAGAAGAAUAUUUGUGUUACAACAAACACCUACACUAAAACCAUUCUACCCUUAAUAAUGAUAAUGAGACCUUCUACUGAUCCAAGGACGUUUAGUAAUAUACAUAUACAGGGACAAAAAGUAGUGCAAAAGGUUUUGUGUAUCCUCUCCGUGUUAAAGUAUCUAGUAUCUAGUAUAACAAACCUCUGUCGAACAACAGCUUUUUCUUAUACAUGAUACCAGGAUAUAAGAGAAACUGUAGAAAAUCCAAGAAAAAGUUGAACUCAAAGUUGAUGUUUUCCCUCAGUUGGUCCCUCAUGGUUUCCUCAGACACUCAUUUAUAUAUGGAGAUGCAGAACCUUCAGCAAAUCCUGCUGCCAGCAUCAGUGAUUAUUUUGAGUUAUUUCAACCCAGCAGUCAAUUCGAUAUAAGAUGUCAAAGAAGUGAAAAUGCUGGCACUAAUCCCAAGAUGGGGG
Molecule: messenger RNA, 1570 nt
Organism: Haplochromis burtoni (Burton's mouthbrooder)
Lineage: Eukaryota; Metazoa; Chordata; Actinopteri; Cichliformes; Cichlidae
Product: protein lifeguard 1
Exons: 5
Coding region: 1-864 (287 amino acids)
Biological process (GO): negative regulation of apoptotic signaling pathway
Cellular component (GO): endoplasmic reticulum; membrane; Golgi apparatus
Source: RefSeq, a predicted model, not a curated record